Mycotypha africana is the source of this 1549-nucleotide messenger RNA. RefSeq lists its product as uncharacterized. The record is from RefSeq and is a predicted model, not a curated record. Gene Ontology annotation, biological process: SCF-dependent proteasomal ubiquitin-dependent protein catabolic process. The coding region runs from base 35 to 1492 and encodes 485 amino acids. The transcript has a single exon. Lineage: Eukaryota; Fungi; Mucoromycota; Mucoromycetes; Mucorales; Mycotyphaceae. Gene Ontology annotation, cellular component: SCF ubiquitin ligase complex.
UUUUUUUUGUAUUCUCCAAAUCAGCGAGAGAAGGAUGAGAGACCUUUCGUUAGAGUUGGUGGAAUUGAUAGCACAGCAUUGUCCAUCGAGCAAAGAUAGAGCUUCGCUUUGUCGAGUCAAUCGAUGGUUCUACAACGGUACCAUACGACUUUUGUAUAGAAACGUCAUGUUGAACACACUGAAUCAAUAUUAUGCAUUCGGAGGAUCGCUCAAAGCCAACCACAACAAUCGAUGUUACACACGACGAUUGGAUCUAUCGAGUUUGACGACUCGAGGCGCGCGUUUGACAAAGAGGGAAGCCGAUAAGGUGAUCGUCGCCGAAGAGCUGACGGAGAUCCUUCGAAAUUGCUACUAUUUAGAGGAACUGUCUAUAGGAGAACAGACGUUGCGCGCUUAUGCCAACUCCAGUCUCAGGCAGCCGAUAUUCCAUCAUGAAACAAGGCUCACGACGAUUGAAUUUAUAGACAUUGGUGAUAGGAGCAUGAUUCCUGGUCUGGAGCGAUUUCUUAAAGUACGGAUGGACAGGUCGACCCGACCACGGGCACGGGCUGGAUGGGCCUCCUCCACGCAAGAUGCAGCCAAAAGCGAGCUCUUGGGGGAGGAUGAAGAGGGUGGCAAAGACGUAGGCUUGAAGGAAGCAACCACUGUUGUGCACGACGACUGGCUGAUCCCAGCCAAGCUCGAGUCCAUCUCCUUUUACAUGUGCGUCGCGCUGUCGCAAGAAAACUUUUUUAUUCCUUUUUUCGACACAUUCGCUGCAUCCGAACACUGCCAGAGGUUACGUAAACUUGACAUGGCCUAUACGCGGGUGACAGGUCGUCUUUUUUCAAGUCUGCGGAAGGUGACCCAGCUGACGCAUCUGAGCGUCAAAGGAUGCCACGUAUUAAGCUGCUGCUCUCCUUUUAUCGAUUUCAUUGAAAACAGCCACGACCUGGUGGAACUCAACAUGGAUAUGAGCAUGAAUGGUAUUGGCAGUACUCGAUUUUGUGCUGACUGCCUUGGACGCAUCGUCCGAUCGGUGGGGAGAAAGAUAAAGUCGCUGGACAUGGGGGGCCAUGAUGGCCUCACGGAUACCGUGUUGGAGCGAUGGAUGAAACAGCCAUCCGACUUGCUUCAGCAUGUAAAGUAUGUAUCGCUUGCCUAUUGUCGGCAUAUCAGCCAAGACGGCUUGAGGGCGUUCAUAGCAGGCCUACCCCAUCUUUUUUAUCUCAAUUUGGCACAAAUCGCCUUCAAGAGAGACUUCCGGCUCGUUCCACCGCUAUUAGAGAUGAUCCACAGUACGAAUGCUCACAUUAAGGUUCUCGAGGUGGGUUGUACCCAUCGACGAUGUGAUGACGAGCCUCUUUAUGGAUGGAAGCCAGCCAUGAAUGGAAGACGAUUUUUUUAUAGCCGAGAUGAGGUGGAGCCUCGAUUUGUCUAUUCCAACAAGAUACUUUUCACAGAGCAAGAACAAUUAUCCCCUUUGAAUCGCUAUUGGUCAUUUAUUUCUUGACAUAAUAAAACAUGUUGACGAAGGCCAUGCACUUUGAGACCAUUUUCUGGAGGUGAG